GAACUGGUAGCAGCAAAAUUACUUGGCCCAGAUUCCAGCCCCCGCAUUGCUCUCCCGUAACCUGCUCUUCUCCAGCUUUUGCUGCCCGCAGGGCUGGGACUGCCCCGGGGGAGGGCUGCCUUGCUGGCCUUUAUGGGAAUCGGAUGUUCAAGAUCUUGCCCUUUACUAUAUUUAAGAGGAAUGGAGAAGAGGCACUUUAGCAAGCAGUUUCUGGGAGCUGAAAUUCCCAUGAAAUCGAAUGUCUCAAUCAAACUGGAGGAGAGGAAAAGAUUUACUGCAACAGGGAGCUUGAAAGACUGCUUGAAUUCCUUGUUUUUUUCUCCUCCUCCUCUUCCUCCUCCUCCAGAUACAUAGGCUAGAUGGAUAGAUUGAUAGAUAGUGAUUUCUUGAAACGGUGAGACUGGAAGGUGUAGAGGAAAAGGAUGUAAAAGAAAAAGUUGGUCCUGUGUUUCACACCGAGCCUGGAAGCCCCCUCUGAGCUCCUCUUUCACAAACACGUUCAGCCGAGAAUGUUCUCUAACUUUCCACCAAAGAACUCCUGGGAAACCAGCAGGGCCCCCGCGGGCUCCCCCCGGCCCCGCCAGUCCCGCAGCGGAGCGCAGCGGGGCUCGUGGCGCAGCCGGCGACCUGCCCUGUGCCCGCCGCAGCCCGAACCUGGCCCGGGCCCGGAGGAGAGGGGACGUCAGGGAUCGCGAACACCCGCCCCGAGCGAGCGGGCGCGUUCGCGGCGGAGUCGGCACCUGGAGGACAUGGAGGAAGGAACGGGACCGGCAGAGAACAAGGCCAAUGUGGACAGCUCCGCGUCCCCGUCGGUGGCCCAGCUGGCUGGGCGCUUUAGAGAGCAGGCAGCUGCAGCGAAGGAGACACCAACCAGUAAACCAACAAGAAGGAAACCGCCCUGCUCCCUCCUCUUGUUCCCCCCCAAGGUAGAGCUGGGCCAGAAUGGUGAGGAGAAAUCACUGCCCAAUGCAAGCCACCCUCCUAAAGUCAAGGUGAAGAGCUCUCCUCUGAUUGAGAAGCUUCAGGCCAAUUUAGCCUUUGAUCCUGCAGCCCUUCUGCCGGGGGCCUCACCCAAGAGCCCUGGACUCAAGGCCGCGGUGUCCCCGUUUCACAGCCCGCCCUCCACCCCCAGCAGCCCUGGCGUGUGGUCUCGGUCCAGCGAGCCGGAGGAGGUGCCUGUCAGCUUCGACCAGCCGCCCGAAGGCAGCCAUCUGCCCUGUUACAAUAAGGUGCGGACGCGAGGCUCAAUCAAAAGGCGCCCCCCCUCCAGGCGGUUCCGGAGGUCUCAGUCGGAUUGUGGGGACCUUCGUGACUUCAGGACAGCAGACUCAUCUCAGGAGAACGGUGCCAAGGAGGAGAACGGCGAGGAGGUGUUCACAUCCAAGAGCACAACCCCAGGAUCCCCUCUGUCCAGCGAUGGGGUGGAAAAGGAAGAGGGGAGAAGCCUGGGGUCCAAUGAAAAGCUCCCUCUGAGGAGGACAUCCAGCAGGACAGGGAGGCCUGAGGAGACGGGCAGGGCUGCAGAGGAUGCCAAGCAAGGGAAGAAGGCUGUGGGGAAUUCAGAUGAAGACCACCAAAGCCCAGCCCAGGAGGAGGCCACAGAACCACCCCAAACAUCCAGCCCUGAGGCAGAGAAUGGGUGCAGGAGCCCCGUGGAAGAAAAAACAGCUGGAGAGGAAACGGAGACCGAAAAGCCUACAGAGGGGAAGCAGGAGAGGGCGGGAAAUGAAGAAGAUAAGCCAGGACAAAAAAGCCAAGACGCAAAGAAGCUGGAGGAGAGCACUGCGUUGAAGGAGACUCCCACAAAUCCCCCCGGAGAAAUGGAGGGUGACAAAGCCUCGGAGCAGGAGAAAGACAAGGAAAAGCCAGAGGACGGGGAUGGAGUUCUCAAGCCAGACUGCAACCCUGGGACUGGCCAUGCCCAGCUGGAGCCCAACAGUGAGGUCCUGAGUGGCCAAGCAGCUCCCCCGGGAGAGGAUGACACCUCCACCCAGGACACUAGAAUGUGAAGAGCCACUGUGUCCUCGUGAUGAAGCUGCUGGAGACAUCUCUUUGGAAGUAGCAGUAACAAUGGCAGCAGCAGCCAAUGAAGCCAUCGUAGAUGCAGAAUAUCCUGAGUGUCUGGCGUCAGCCCGAAAACACAGGGUGCCUUAUUUCCUGGCCCGCACACUGAAUGCUCCCUCACAGAUGGAGACUGACUCUGAGGGCUGCAGACCUUUAUCAGCUUGAGUUUGGGUUUGGAUGUCACUUGAUGAACUUGGCCGGGGGAAAAAAAACAUAUUUAAAACAAUUUACAGUGGUGACGACAGCUCUCCAGAGGCACUGGUCGGCCUGUGGGGCCCCAGAUACUAUCCACACCCACCUAUCGCUGCAGCUGACCCCUGAACUGAAGUCUGAUUUAGCUCAUCAGAUUUUGCUUGUAUAGCCUUUUUACUAUUCUGAAAUGCUUACUGUUCUCAUAUGUAAGUAAAAACUAAUUUCAGGGUGGCCAGAAGCAAAAGAACAUAACAUUGCUGAAAAUUUAAAUACUUCUAAAUUAAGAGUAUCUUAAAUUGCAUUGAGACUCGAGUCAACCUUCCAGCUUUGUGCAAAUUUGAACUGGCCAAUCAAUUUUGAAAACAUUGGUCUAGAAGAGAUAAUGGUUGGAACAUUUAAAGAUAUAUGCCUCUGUUUUACCGAGAGGAACUUGGCCCUUCCCAUAGUUCUCUAGUUGAUGACUCCCAUGGGAGGUGACAUCUCUUGAGGAGGAUGUGGAUGAACUCCCAUGGAGAGGCAGGAUGUCAAGAAGUUUCACACUCUGCAUUGCAUUUCCACAUCCUGAGAACAGAUCAGGGAUACCUGAACAAUACCUGUCCUCUGAUUUAUCCUGCAAGGAUAAGUUUCGCACUUCCAUAAAGUUGCCCUUGAGCAUGUAUUAGAUAUUUCCUGGGAGGUGCUUUGAGCUCCAUGGUGUGCAAGCGACAUAAUGAUAAAUAUUUUACCUAGCUUCCAUGGGAAAGCUUUCCUUGAGUCUAAGCCUGGGCUAUUCUUCCCAGUUUAGGAGGAAUGGGUUGGGUCCUCAGUCUGUUCACAUUGGGUAGCUUUUUCUUUAAUAUUCUGUUUGGAGAUUGGAGGUUUUGCAAGAAAUAGCAGUUCUGACUGCCCAUUAUUUCGUUUUCUCCCCUCUCCUCUUCACGCAGUCCUGCUAAAGGAUGCUAAUCCAAAUAAAUGUUUCAUCUCUAGGGUUGGUCCCUAUUCUGAUUUGAGUUCAUUUCACUGUCUCAGUGUGCUAAUUUGGUUGGAGCAGUUGUUUUUCUGGAAUUUGGUUAGACUGCACCCUACCUUGAUUUCAGAAAACAGUCUCUUAAAUGAAAUGCCUAUGUCACUAUUGGAACCUCAAUUUUUUCUUCCGAUUUACAGUUUUCCUAACUCCAGGAUAGUAUUAAUAUUGGGGAUAAAUGUUUUUCAAAAAUGUUUUAAAAAAUAAUGCAUCUCUUAAGAUUUUUAACAUUCUGAGAGACUGCUAUUGUCAUAGCUAUAAUAAGCUUGGUGUUUUAGAAUAAUUUGGAAGAUGUAUGUGUGUGUCAGUUAUUUGAGUGUCUUUAUAAUCUAUAUCUUUAUCUAUUCCUAUACUUAUCUAUCUAGAUGUAUACCCCCUAAAUAAUACUUAGUUUUAUUUAUAUAUGACUUUGGAUUGUUUAUACACUCACACAGAUAUGCUAAUGCAUAUAUCUGGGCAAGAAUUUUGUGAAUAUGUGCAUGACUAUGUGUGUGAUAAAAAGGGGAAAUCUGACACUUUCUCUUACUUGAAAAAGGAAUGGCACAGAAAUUAAGGGAUGUAGAUAUGGAAGUAGAACUAUAUUUUCCUUCUGGAGGGCCUAUACAUUAAGAAGAAAGGAGCAAUAAAAAAUGCAAGAAUGUGACACUGAAGAAACCUACUUUCUGGGGUCAAAGUACCUUUCUGAAUAGUCUCCUGUUGGCCACAUUAUUUGAUCUAUUUUGUGAAAAGGCAGAGGCCCCAUUCUGGGGGUUUGUUAAUGAGUGCUGGGGGGUUCUGGGGCUCUUGGUGGGAAAUUCAUGAAAUGUAGAGACUCUCCAUCAAGUGCCCCCCACCCCCUUUUCUUUGCUGAUGCUGCAGCCUGACUGCUUAUGGCUUUCCUUUUCCAAAGCAACUGUGAUUAGGUGUUGCAUUUGCAUUGUUGAGAUUGAGAUUUCAAAACAUGGCAUUAUAAGAAAUCCGUUUGUGCCUUAGGUGGCACAAGGUCAUUACCAGACCAGGAAGACCUUGCUACUUUCAGAAUGUAUUAAUAGGCUUGGAAGAAAAUAUUUGAUUCUUCACAGCUAUAAGACUAAGGAAAGGAGUCAGAAUCAUUCUUCCACUGUCCUUGUAGUCUAGCUUGAAUUUCAAACUUUGUCCUUCCUUUCCCCAGAUAGGGAGCAAGAAAAAAUUUGGAUGUUUUAAAGGGAUAUUAUGGUAUUAGAAAAGGGAGCUGUGAUGCUUUCUCAGCUGCGUGUACAACUAGGUCACCAGAAGAUCACAAGACCCAGGGGCCUCAGAACUCCACCUCCUCACUGUGGUCACCUUGAGCAAAAGCCCAGUUUGCCAUACAGGUGUUGGCCUGUGAUUCCCAGUUGACUAGGUUUCUCAACAAAUAUAUGUGAAAUAAAGGAAUGAAUAAGGGAACAGGUAACCAGUUCAUCACCUUCUUUUGGUUAGGUACUCUCAGGAGAGUAAAAGCUGAAUGAGUAAGGAUGCUCAGUUGUUGAUGACAGAAACCCAACUCAAACUGGCUGAUGGAAAAAAGAACUAUAUCUAUCUAUGAGUCUCUCUCUUUCUCUCUCCCUUUCUCUCUCAUCUAAUUAUCUUUACACUGAUUCAUAUAGCUGAAAAGUCCAGGAAUAGACCUAAGCAAAGGCAGCCAAGCAAUGCCAGGGCUCUCUCUGUCUCUGUCACUGGGCUCUGCUUUCCUCUGUGUUGGCCUUGCUCUGAAGCAGGCUCUCUCAGCCUGCAAGCCCAAUAGAAAGAGCUUACUCUUUCCCAAUAACUGUGGGAAGUGGGGAUGUGGGAAUCCUGAGAUUUUCUGUAGGCCGUAUGCAUCAUAUGCCCAUAGCUAAAGGAAUCAUUAUGGCCGAGGAGCCCCAGAGAUCUGACUGGCCAGGCCCCAGCUGGGGCUGGGAGCUGGGUGAGUCAAUCCCUUCAAUCUGCAAGCACUGUGAAUAGGAAAAAGGUGGUUCCUCAAAGUGAAAUUAAAAUACUGCUACAAGAAAAGUGAUGCCGAGCAGGCAAAAAUGACAGAUGUCCUUAACAGGGCAAUACCUGAAAUAUCAAAUGACUAUUCCACUGUUUGCUUCAAAAUCAAAUUUUGUUUGGCCCCAAUUAAUUCUCUUCACUUUUGUGCUCUCUGGACCAGGUAAAAAUAGCAUGAACAGGAUGUCUCUAUAUGAUGUAUGAUCACGUGGCUUAUGAAGAUGUCAGAAGCACCAAGCAAAAUUCAAGUGCUAGUCAUAUAAAAUGAAAUUGAUUUUCAUAAUCUUCCAAAGAAAAUCAGCCUCAUUGCCUUAUGUAACAAUGUAUUGCUGUGUCCAGGGUAACCUGUAGCUCCACGAGGGCACAGUCAGUGUUGUUGUUCCUAACUGUGUCUAGUGCCUCAUUCGUGGUGGGUGCUCAAUAAACAUUUGUUCAGUAGCAAA
Choloepus didactylus (southern two-toed sloth) is the source of this 5670-nucleotide messenger RNA. It is a transcript of the gene RCSD1, whose product is annotated as RCSD domain containing 1. Gene Ontology annotation, cellular component: WASH complex; early endosome. The coding region runs from base 510 to 2009 and encodes 499 amino acids. The transcript is spliced from 8 exons. The record is from RefSeq and is a predicted model, not a curated record. Gene Ontology annotation, biological process: skeletal muscle contraction; retrograde transport, endosome to Golgi; protein localization to endosome. Lineage: Eukaryota; Metazoa; Chordata; Mammalia; Pilosa; Megalonychidae. Gene Ontology annotation, molecular function: retromer complex binding; phosphatidylinositol phosphate binding; actin filament binding.